Haliotis rubra (blacklip abalone) is the source of this 1690-nucleotide messenger RNA. Its product is annotated as sodium-dependent glucose transporter 1A-like. Gene Ontology annotation, biological process: transmembrane transport. The record is from RefSeq and is a predicted model, not a curated record. NCBI's taxonomy places the organism in Eukaryota, Metazoa, Mollusca, Gastropoda, Lepetellida, Haliotidae. Bases 97 to 1590 code for a protein of 497 amino acids. The transcript has 4 exons.
GACGACCCAAACUCAACAUUAGGCAAACCCCACGGACCUAUCGUACAUUGGAAAAAACAUAGCUAUCUUGGAUAAUUUGUACAUUAAAAGUUUGUCAUGGGGCCUGAAACCGCCAGACCAACACCGGAAACAGUUCACUUCCGGCAACAAUUACAAGAUCCCAAGAACCGCCGGAAGUUCAUCCACACAUCGAUAUUUUACUUUUCGUUCAUAGCACUGGGUAUUUGCCGUGCCCAACAUGGCCCAGCAUUCUUGGACCUGGCGCAGAUCACUGGUAGCAAUGUAGAGGAGGCAUCGGUCUUCUAUACGUCCCUUGCGGUAGGGGGACUUGUGGGCUCAGUCAUCAUGGGUGUCCUCCUUGAGAAAUUCCCCAAACACAGGCAAGCCCUUCUGGCCAGUUCGUGCCUCCUGACCGCUGCUAGUGCCUGCGUUAUACCAUGGAGUAGAAACUACAUCCUGACCAUAUGUCUUUGUGGUGUUAAUGGGAUAUUAACAAGUGCCUUUGAUUCAGGUGGAAAUGUUGACAUGCUGAGCACAUGGGGCGUGGAAGGCAAGCUGUUUAUACAGAUUCUACACUUCUUCUUUGCCAUCGGCACCAUCCUAGCACCCCUUAUCGUGGAACCCUUCUUGGCUGAAAGGAAGACAUUCAAUGGAACACUCUGUGGCAUCUAUGACAUAUCAAAGUCUUUUAACUACAGCGACGGACCCAUAACCGGCAACUCAACUGCAAACAACAUCCUUCUCCCUGAGAGUUGUGUCCCUUCUGAAAGUCAGAUCCAGUAUGCAUACAUGAUAGCAGCUUCAUUCGGUUUUCUGGCUGGAAUCAUGAUAACUGCAGAAUGUUGUUUCAGUCCCCCAGACACGAAAGGUAAAACAAGAAAUGAAAACAAUCGUAAUCCUCGAGUGCUUCCCAAAUGGCUGCAAGUGCUUAUUCUUGGUAAUGUUGGACUCUUCUAUUUCUUCAACUGUUCCUCCAUCAGUGUCAUCGUCGGUUAUAUGAUGGCGUAUUUUGUAAAGGAUCUUGGAUGGAGCAAGGAAAAGACUGCCAAUUUGGCGUCAGUCUUUUGGGCGGGUUAUGCUGCCUCACGCUUGCUCUGUGUGAUACUAGAUCGCAUCCUAACACCUCGUCAGCUGUUAUAUAUUUCUAAUGGUCUAAGUGUGUUGUCUUUAGGUGGUCUCUGGCUCAGCAUUAUUCACGAGUCUGAGGCGGGGAUCUGGAUCUGCCUGGUACUUUCGUCAAUAGGAAUGUCAUCCAUUUUCCCAACUGGACUUUUAUAUCUUGAAAAUGAUGUAAUGAAGGUGUCCGGAAUGGUGACAUCAGUCAUCUGGGUGGCAGGAAACUUUCAAGGAGUUGUGAACCCUUUGUUGAUAGGUUACCUAUUCCAGAUGGUAUCCUACAAAUGGUACAUCUACCUUAGUUUCAUUGAGGCUAUAUUGGCUUUUGUGUUUUUCCUGUCCACUGUUCUGAUUGUAAAAACACUUUUGGAGAAGUAUGGCUCUCUUGAGGUGCAAAGUUCAGGCGAUGAGAAGAUCACGGAGGAGGCAUUUAUUGAGGAGAAUGAAAGAACAAAGAAUAACAAGCAUGUCUGAAUAGUUAGACUUACAUUGUAAAGAUACAUAAUUAUGCUUUGAGGUAAAGAGUGUGCCCAUGGCACAUAUAAACAAAGGAAUAAAAUUACUUUAAACACUG